AUUUUGACCAUCAAUUAUUUCUAAACGGUUUGUUUCGUAUUAUACUGUUAUGCUGUGUUUAAUUAUUUCCAAAGAAUACCUGAAUUAUUGAUUAAUAUUAAGGUUUGCUAAUUUACACCUCAAAAUGGCUAGAAAUGCAGAAAAGGCAAUGACCACUCUUGCCCGUUGGAGGGCAGCCCAGGAAAAAGAACAUGGUGGUAAAGAAGAGCGUAGGCCAUAUUUAGCUACUGAAUGUACAGAUCUUAAAGCUGCUGAAAAGUGGAGAGUUCAAAUUAUUAGAGAAAUUUCUAAAAAAGUAGCACAAAUUCAAAAUGCUGGUUUAGGAGAGUUUAGAUUACGCGAUCUUAAUGAUGAAAUUAACAAAUUACUACGAGAGAAAAAACAUUGGGAAUAUCAAAUUCGAGAAUUAGGAGGUCCAGAUUUUUUACGAAUGGGACCACGGAUGCUUGAUCAUGAAGGUAGGGAAGUCCCUGGUAAUAGGGGUUAUAAGUAUUUUGGUGCUGCAAAAGAUUUACCUGGUGUUAGAGAAUUAUUUGAACAUGAACCUCCUCCACCACCCCGUCGAACUAGAGCUGAAUUAAUGAAAAAUAUUGAUGCUGAUUAUUAUGGCUACAUGGAUGAAGAAGAUGGUCUUUUAUUAGCUAUGGAGUCUAAGAAGGAAAAACAACUUUUGGAAGAAGAAGGAAAAAAAAAGUUACUUAAUAAUGAUAUAGAUAUGGCGUUUGAGGAAGUUGAUAGUGAUGAUGAAGAUAUUUCAUCUAUGUUCAGUAGUUCUAGAUAUAUUCAACCGCCACCUGUUCCAACUGAUCAAGAUAUUCAAAAUUUAAUACUGGAGUACAAAAAACGUGAACUUCUUGAAACAUAUGCAGGUAUAGGAGAAAAACAAGAACAUGAAGAUCUUGAAGAUCUUGCCAAUAUAUCAUCAUCAGAUGAUGAAUCAAUUUUAAAAAAACUAUAGUACAUUGCAAUAUAUAAUAAAAAUUUUUAAGUUUUUACCUUUUUUUUUAAUUGUUAAAAAAACUUAAUUUUCUAAGUGUAGAUCUACUUCAAUUAAUCCACGACAAAUAAAUGAAAAUUCUUUUACUGCA
This is a messenger RNA of Daktulosphaira vitifoliae (grape phylloxera), 1088 nucleotides long. Its product is annotated as pre-mRNA-splicing factor ISY1 homolog. The transcript has 5 exons. Gene Ontology annotation, biological process: mRNA 3'-splice site recognition; generation of catalytic spliceosome for second transesterification step. Lineage: Eukaryota; Metazoa; Arthropoda; Insecta; Hemiptera; Phylloxeridae. Gene Ontology annotation, cellular component: catalytic step 2 spliceosome; post-spliceosomal complex; post-mRNA release spliceosomal complex. The coding region runs from base 125 to 958 and encodes 277 amino acids. The record is from RefSeq and is a predicted model, not a curated record.